Messenger RNA from Ceratosolen solmsi marchali, 2000 nucleotides. Its product is annotated as ankyrin repeat and sterile alpha motif domain-containing protein 1B-like. Gene Ontology annotation, cellular component: cytosol. The transcript is spliced from 9 exons. Gene Ontology annotation, molecular function: protein binding. The record is from RefSeq and is a predicted model, not a curated record. Bases 225 to 2000 code for a protein of 591 amino acids. NCBI's taxonomy places the organism in Eukaryota, Metazoa, Arthropoda, Insecta, Hymenoptera, Agaonidae.
AUAAGGUGAUCUUCUUCGAGAGCUACUUUUUCGAUCUCUUGUCUUCUCGGUGCAGUUUGACUGAAGAUUUCUAUACACUUUGGAAUACUGUACGGGAGAUUUGCUGUGUAGCAGCCCAACGGCAUUAUGCUGGACUACUGAAGGGCUCCGUCUCAGCUUUAGAACGCCCACGCACCCUGCGUCGUCUGCGCAAGGUCUACUCGCCGGCUAUCGGCGGCAACGGGAUGGGCAAUGACGUCAACGUCACUGGUGAACAGCGACUGGAUCAGCAAGACCUUGCCACGACUAGCGAGAGUGAUAAUUACCAGCUAGUUGUAGGUCGAGAGCAAUCUGAUGAGACGAGGCUAAACUUAAUGAGCCCUUUUGAUGAGCAAGAGGAGUGGGCUAAGAUUUCAGAGAUCAUGGCCUCCUUUGGUACAGGGCUUAUUCGUGAAUCUAUCUUUGUCAAUGAGCUUGAGAAGGAAUUCGAAACAAGACUUGGUUUAAAUACGGAUACAGGUAGUCCAUGUGCAUUAACAUUGGUAGGUCAAUGGUUAUCGCAAUUGAACUUAACAGACUAUGAAUCUCUUUUUAUAAAUUAUGGAUUCGACGAUUUAGAAUUCAUUAAUGGUGUUAUUGACAUGAAGGAUUUAAAGGAGAUGGGCAUUAACAGCGAAAAAGAAUGUUCUAUUAUAAUGGAUGCAGUAAUGUUACUUAACAACCAAGUCGGAAAGCAACCGGAUGUAGUUAAAACCCAAACUGUUGAUGAUUGGCUGAAAUCUAUACACCUGGAUAAUUAUACAGAACUAUUCAGGAGGCACUUGUACACGGAUAUGGACCGAGUCCGUAGGGUUUGGGAAGUCGAGCUAGCAGCUGUAUUGGAAAUACAGAAACCUGCACAUCGCAAAAGAAUUUUAACUUCAGUUAAGUGUGAUCAUAUGUCAAAUUCAGCUUCACAUAUGGGCAAUAACAAUGGUCCUAAUCUCGAGGAUCUUAACAAGGAUCUUGAUGCCUUGAAUACAAAUAUUCAACAGUUGAAAGAGGAAAUUCGUGAAAAACUUCCUGAUACUGAGCACAACAUAAGUAAUUUUAUUUUGCCAACAUCAGAAUCGACAGCUGUUACCACGGUUACCGGAACAACUGUUAGUGCAACAAGUACAUUAAAGCAUCGUAAGAAUAGACCUGCACCUCAGCCACCACAGGUGCUUAGUAUACAUAAUGGAACUUUACAAACAUCUGAGUAUCUGGAAAUUAGAGGACCAUCCGAACUACUGUUCGGAGUGCCAUCGACCCUUCAAACUCAAUGGAGACAUCAGCCCAAUGAUCUAGUCACUGGUUGCGUCACUUACAUCGCCAAUUAUUUGGGUUCAACGGUUGUGAAGGAAUUAAGAGGAACAGAGUCAACAAAAAAGUCGAUACAAAAAUUGAAAAUGAUUUAUCGAGACCCAAAAGGUACUCCAGAUAUCACUUUAUCGAUUUCAUAUCGGGGCGUUCGAUUUCUUAAUACAUUAACUAAUGAGCCAAUAUGUGAACACGAGAUACGAAACAUCCAUUGUGCUUGUCAGGAUGCAGAUGAUUUGACACAUUUUGCUUAUAUUACCAAAGAUCACAUAAGUAGAACUCAUUUUUGUCAUGUUUUCUGCGUACUGACAAUGGAUCAAGCAACCGAGAUUAUUCUAACACUUGGUCAGGCAUUUGAAGUUGCAUAUCAAUUAGCUAUAAAAGACAAAAUAAGUAGCCAUGCCAUUCGUUCACAAUCAGCUAAUCAACUGACGAAUCUUGUGUCUUCCGUGUCAAAGAAUUUUACUACAACGACAAUUACUGAUACUCCAUUAAAAGAGUUGAGUCAUAACAAUUUCCAUCUCAUUGAUACACAUGAUCACUCACAUUCUGUCAAUGAUAUUAAAAUCAAUGGAAAUCAACUAAACCGCAUAUCGACUCCAGUAGACGAUAUCAGUAUUGAUGUCAAGGAUAUGAAAGCUGGAUCUAGAGCGCCUAUUGUUCUUUCUGAGGAGCUUUAA